CCCCGCCGCCCUCGCGCAGUAUGAAAACCCUGAAGAAGCAGCGGCUAGAAGUACUGAGCGCCUACUGCUACCUGCUCACUUUCCUCUUCACGGGCCCCUUCUGUUCCCUUCUCCUGCUCUUCCUCCUCUUCACGUCGCUCUGGUAUUUCUCUGUUCUCUACUUGGUACGGUUCUUCCUGGACCGGGACACACACCCCGCCCCCCAGGUGAGGACUAAACAAGUAGUGAGAGGUGAUAAAUGGUGCCUCCAGGAAUUCUCCCACCCUUAUCUGUCUGCCCAAGGCGGAAGGCGUUCUGAGUGGAUGAGGAACUGGACUGUUUGGAAGCACCUAAGGGAUUAUUUUCCCAUAAAACUGGUGAAAACAAUAGAGCUGCCCCCUGACCGGAACUACCUGCUGGUCGCUCACCCACAUGGGAUCAUGGCCAUGGGAAUCCUCUGUAACUUCUCCACUGAGAGCUCCGGCUUCUCCCAGCAGUUCCCCAGGCUCCGGCCCUUGACGGCCAUGCUGAAUGGCCUCUUCCAUUUCCCAGCCUACCGAGACUACCUUCUGUCCUUUGGAGGAUGUUCUGUGAACCGCCAGAGCCUGGAUUUUAUUCUGUCGCAGCCUCAGGUCGGGCAGGCUGUGGUCGUCCUGGAGGGGGCCCACGAGUCCCUGUAUGCCAGCCCAGGGGAGCAGUGCCUCACUGUCCAGAAUCGGAAAGGCUUUGUCCGCCUGGCACUGAGGCACGGCGCUUCUCUGGUGCCCGUGUACUCCUCUGGGGGGAAUGAUAUCUUCAGAGUUAAGGCUUUUGCCCCAGACUCGUGGCAGCAUCUGUGCUAGAAGAUGCUGGGCUUCAAGAAGCUCCUGGGCUUUUCUCCUUGCAUUUUCUGGGGCUGUGGUCUCUUCUCAGCCAACUCCUGGGGCCUGGUGCCCUUCUCCAGGCCCAUGACCACUGCGGUGGGCUGCCCCGUCCCGGUGCCCCAGUGUCUCUGGUCCACCGAGGAGCAGGUUGACCACUCUCACAUGCUCUACGUGAAGGCUCUGGAGCAACUGUUUGAUGAGCACAGGGAAAGCUGUGGUGUCCCAGCUUCCACUCGCCCCACCUUCAUCUAGCCCCAGCCUUAGCCCUCCCCCCACACCCACCAGCCCCCCCAGCCCCUGAUCCCAGUGCCCUGAGACCCCCACCUACUGCCAUGCCACUGCGCCAAUAAAAGGUAGUUCUCUCACACCACUACUUCGUAGAAUCGGAUGCCCGCCAUCGGAUUCUCAGCUCCACCAACAACUGACCGUGGCCUUAUCCAAGUCACUUAAGCUUUUCAAACCUCAGUUUCCUCCUUAUAACACGGGGCUACCUACUUCAGAGUUGCAGGGUUUCUAAUUUUUAUUGAAAUACAACACAGAGAAGUGCACAGAUCACAAGGGCACGGCUUGAUUUUUCUUCCACUGAACAUACACGGGGUUGUCCUGGGAAGUGAAUGAGAUGUACUCAGGCUCAUGGGACAGCUGCACUGGCGUUCUUGGGUGUGGAUUGAGGAGAACUGUCAGCCAUCGUCUUCCCACCCAUCUCUACGCUUGGAUUUCUCUGCUGGGUGGGUGCCCACUCACCCAGGAUGGAGCCAGGAGGAAACAUCUGGAAGCCUUUUCAGAGAAAGAAGAGAGGGGUCAGCACUGGGAUGGGAUGGGCUGGGGACAAGCCUUUUGAAUGGGUAGAGGAGUCGACCCAGCAGGCUGGAGGAGGUUAGGGUCGGUUAGAGAAUCAUUACAUCUGUUUCGGAAGCUCCAGUCCCAGACAGUGAGAAUCCCACUGGGUCAGACUUCAGCCCUGCGCCCGGGGCUAUCCCCACUCACCUGCCACCCAUGCAGACCCUAAUGUGGGCUCUUCUACAGACCUAUUUCUGGUCAUACUUCCAGAGCUCCAGCCCCAGUGGGUCCUCCCCUACUGCUAGUCUCUGCAGCCCUGAAAAGCCAACCCAUCUGUAGACAAAACAUAGCAUCUGCGUAUCCAAGGAGCUUAAUAUCCUGCACUGCCCGCUGCCACCAGACGUUAUCAUUCCCCAGUAACAUGCUAGGGAUGCCAGAAUCACCUUCACCUCCUUCCUAUCUCCCCACCUUCCAGAACCCCAGUCACACUUCCUGGCCUCCUGUCUUCUUCUAAGCGCUUCUUAGCUUCUUCUCUUACUCCAGGCCCCCAUCCCUCCCGUGGACUUCCUCUGGGACCACUCCUCAGAGAGCAGGGGUCUUGCCUCUCAUCUCCCAUCUAACACCUUCUCACGCUGGCAAGAUGCUCUCCCUAAAACACUGUUUUCAUCAGUGUUUCCCAGUCCUAUUCACUGGGACUGGAUCCUCAUUGUCAGAAGGUGUGAACUGCUCAGCACAGCAUUUGAGGCACCCCACAAACAGAGCCCUACCCUGUAGACACACAGGGUACCAGACACACAAAAGUACUGUCUGCUUUUGCCUGGGGGCUGCAUCCACCGAGACGUGGUCUUUGUGCAAAUUAGACAAAGAAUGUUCCAGGUUGGGCGGUGACAAACAUUUGCUAUGGGAUCUUCUCUUUGGGGAAGUGCAGGUGCCACGUGCACAGAGAGGAGAUGGAUCACUAAACUGCCUAAAGGAUCUAUUGUAUUUUCAAGAGCUCUGGACCCCACAGUACAGAGCCGUCAAGGUUCCCAGUCCCAUUUCUCCUGCCGUGUAUCUGGAUAAUAACCCCCAACACUGUGUGGUUUCUCCUCCUAUCUGGAAGCGUCUAACUUGCAAAUAUAUGAAUAUAUACCUUAGGAGCACAGCUAAUUGCCUCCUGGCAGGCCUUCUUCCUUCCCUGCCAUUGUCCAUGUGGCCACCAGAGGGCAACCUCUACUCACAAGGCAAAUCUGUCACUCUCCUGUUUAAAGCCCUCCCCUGGCUGGCCAGUCCCCGCCUACAGGAUGGGUGCAACCCAGAAUUGCUUGUUCUUGCAAAGCAGGCUGUUUCUCAGCUCUGGGCUUUGCUCAGGCUUCCCCUUGCGCAGGAGGGACCCUGCCCUUCUUUGUCGUCUGGAGGGGAUUUUUUUUUUUUCUUGCCUCACCCGUGGCAUGAAUUCCCAGACCAGGGAUCGAACCAGCUCCCCCGCCCCGGGAAUUGGAAAUGCGGAGUUUUAACCACUGGACCGCCAGGAAAGUCCCCAGAGGGGAAUUUCUAAGACGCAGUUGGGGUCUCACUUUCCUUGACCAGCCAACGUGCCAGGCUGGUCCAGGGCAUCCUCUCCUCUGCAUCCACGUAGUGCUUCCUGAAGAUCUAGCACGAUCCUCUGUGUCGCUUUAAAACAUCAAUUUAUCCAAAAAGUUGGCUAGCUUCAACAUUAAUAAGGACAAUAACAGCAUUGGAUUGCACCACAUUAAGCCUGUUUAAAAUCAAUGAGUUCAUAACGGUCUGAAAGUAAUAAUCGAUCACCACUGAAGGAUGCUGAGGAACCACCACAUUAUUUGAAUAGUUAACAAAUAAAGGGAAAAAUGUAAGCAUUUAUCUGGUCUUUCCUUCAACAAACUAUCUCUAAGGGUAAUCAUAGUAGAAGAGAACAAGUUUCCUUUUAUAGGCAUAUUCCAGCUAGGGGGG
Messenger RNA from Balaenoptera musculus (blue whale), 3572 nucleotides. RefSeq names its product monoacylglycerol O-acyltransferase 3 (gene MOGAT3). Lineage: Eukaryota; Metazoa; Chordata; Mammalia; Artiodactyla; Balaenopteridae. Gene Ontology annotation, cellular component: endoplasmic reticulum membrane. Gene Ontology annotation, biological process: triglyceride biosynthetic process. Gene Ontology annotation, molecular function: diacylglycerol O-acyltransferase activity. The record is from RefSeq and is a predicted model, not a curated record.